CGGAGGCCGGGAGGAGGGGACCUGGUAGUGUCCCGUUGGCCCCGCCCCGUGCCCCGGCGGCCGCUGUGACGUCACUUCCGGCGAGCGGUCCUAGACGUGCGGCGGAGGCGGCGGCCGGACGAGUGUGUGGAGCGGAGCCGUGUGACGGACAGAGCCGGGAAGCAGCGCCCUCUCCCGCCCGAGCCUCCCAGCCAUGGGGAACGCCGCCACUGCCAAGAAGGGCAACGAGAUCGAGAGCGUGAAAGAAUUCCUAGCCAAAGCCAAAGAAGAUUUUUUACGGAAAUGGGAGAGUCCGCCCCAGAAUACCGCCGGCUUAGAUGACUUUGAGAGGAUGAAGACGCUGGGAACGGGCUCGUUUGGACGCGUGAUGCUGGUGAAGCAUAAAGGAGCAGAUCAGUACUAUGCCAUGAAGAUUCUUGACAAACAGAAGGUGGUAAAACUGAAACAGAUAGAGCACACACUGAAUGAGAAGCGGAUAUUACAAGCCGUCAACUUCCCUUUCCUGGUCAGGUUGGAAUAUUCCUUCAAGGAUAACUCAAAUUUAUACAUGAUUAUGGAAUAUGUGCCCGGGGGCGAAAUGUUCUCACACCUAAGACGAAUCGGCAGGUUCAGUGAGCCCCACGCAAGGUUCUAUGCAGCUCAGAUAGUUUUAACAUUCGAGUACCUCCAUUCACUAGACCUCAUCUACAGAGAUCUCAAACCAGAAAAUCUUUUAAUUGACCAACAAGGCUAUAUUCAGGUCACAGACUUCGGCUUUGCCAAGAGAGUAAAGGGAAGAACUUGGACGUUAUGUGGGACACCAGAGUACCUGGCGCCAGAAAUCAUUUUGAGCAAGGGCUAUAACAAAGCAGUGGACUGGUGGGCAUUAGGGGUCUUAAUCUAUGAAAUGGCGGCCGGUUAUCCUCCAUUUUUCGCUGAUCAGCCCAUUCAGAUAUAUGAAAAGAUUGUUUCAGGAAAGGUACGGUUUCCAUCCCACUUCAGUUCAGAUCUUAAAGACUUACUAAGGAACCUGCUGCAGGUAGAUCUGACGAAGCGAUACGGGAAUCUGAAGAACGGGGUGAAUGACAUUAAGAACCACAAGUGGUUUGCCACUACGGAUUGGAUUGCAAUUUACCAGAGAAAGGUGGAGGCACCGUUCAUACCAAAGUGCAGAGGGCCCGGAGACACCAGCAACUUCGACGACUACGAGGAAGAGGACAUCCGCGUGUCUCUGACCGAGAAAUGCGCGAAGGAGUUUGCUGACUUUUAGGAUGUGUGUCAUGACGACAUGGCAUCAGGCUCACAUUGGGAUCUUUGCACUCAGAUGGGGGUGAAGCCAAGACCAUCUUAUGUCAAAACGGUUACCUAAUUCCUUCAUUCCGCAACGCUGACUGAAGUCUAGAGCGCCAUCUUCCAUGCGAGCAGCUUGCACUGACCCUUGUAUCCCGGCACAGCGACGCGGGUUGUGCUAUAGACCACUGACCUUUGUUUCCGUUUCUCCUCCUUGUUAACGUUCUGCGUCUCGUUUGUUUUCCCUUCCACCUUCUCACCGUUUUUAAGUAAUAUUUUACCCCAACCACACUCCCUUUUAUUUUGUGUUGUGUGACUGCGCUGGGAGGUGUUGCACUUAGCAAGGUAGAGAAUGCCAGAGCCUCGUGCCUCCAGUCUGUGCCGAUGUGUCUCUCCCUCCGCCGUCGGUCCCUGUGUGAAGGUACAGGCUACUUUUUUUGUUUUGUUUUGUGUGAGAUAGCGUCUAGGGACAACCUGCUGCCAAUCGUGUAAUAAUAAAGGUAACAUCUUCUAUGAGAUUGACCAGUGGUAGCUAGAACUAAAUUGGAGUGCAACAUUUAAUUAGCUAGACCCCCGUGCCUUGGUUUUGUAUACUGCCCCUUCCCAUGUACUUCAUUUUUUUUAUUAUUAUUAUUAUUAUUAUAAUUAUUAUUAUGUUUUGGGGAGGGGGGCAGAACAUUGUUACAUGACCAGACUGUAGAGUGUACAGCACGUCUCCAGCUGGUCUACUCUUGCAAAGUGUUUAAUACUGACUUUAAUCACGUCACUUCUGUUACUUACGUUCAAGAUGGAUUUUAAUAUCGCUCCGCCUACUAUCUUAAAAAAAUAAAAAAAAAUCGGUCAGUAUUUUUUAAUGGAACAUGACAAAAAGUGACUAAAGCUAAGACUCCUUAAUUCUGUUUUCAGGCUCGUCCCCACCCCCACCCGUUAGAGUUCGCUUUUAUUUCUGUAUACUAUAUUAGUAAAUGGAGGAUAAACUGCUGUUGGCCGCAGUAAUUUGUUCCCAUGACAACAGGCUAAUGAGAUAUAAGCUGGCGCUGUUUUUUUGUUUUAUUAUCUUUUCCUGGUGGUUGUCAAAUCCGCUUCACGGAAAAGGCCGAAGUCCCCCAAGCGAAACGCGUCAACCAGUCGACAGUAUUGUUUGUGUCGGACUGAAUGGCUCGUGUGCCCGCCUUCCAGUUAUUUUACUUUAUUUUUCCUCCAUCCAACGAAGCCACUCUGUUCGUUAUGGUUUAUGCUCGUCCAUCUGAACUCUUGUUUGUACUCGUCAAUAUAUAUGUAUAUAUAAUCUAUCUCCGUGACCUGUCUUUAAAACGGCACAUUUCAACCAUUUCAGAUAAUCUUGUCUCAUUUUCCUGUUCCAUCGACAUGCACAAAAAAAGAUGAGUUUUUAUCACGGAUCAAUAUUGAUAUAUACCGGGAGGUCUAGAUCACGAGGCGUAACUUUCUUUUAAACUGUUUAAAGUGCAAGUGCGGCCGAGACAUGGCGGGGACAGCCACCUUAUGGGCUGAACAUAUUCAUGACCAUUCACUAGGAGCCAGUGACAUCAGCGAGGUUUGCAGCGUGGUACCUCAUACCUCACCUUCUAGUGGAUUCAUAGGCGCAUUCUGGUGACUGUUGGACCAGCCCACAACCUGGCUGCUUCUGUUCUGGGUAUCUGACGGGUACACUUUGAGAAGACUUUUAUUACCAACGCGGAGAUGUACCUCUGUAGGUUGGCGAGCAGAUUUUGCACAGUGGUGUAAUAAGACGGCCGAGGAGCAUUGCGGUCUUUUGUCCACUCUUACGUGCAAGAAAAGUUUAAAAUACUUUGCUGUAGCAAAUUUUAUGUAACAAAAUAUAUAUAUAUAUAUACGUCACAAUAAAUUUAAACAAAUUCUUUGUAUGAAAAAAAAUAUAAAAUCUUUUGUAUUUCAUUUAGAAGGAGGACAUGCUGUUAUAUGCUGGUUGUAUGCGAUCAAUUAUACAGUAACUUUGUUGUCGUUUAUGAACUUUAAAAGAUUUUAAUAAAUGCUGGAGAUCACAUGA
This is a messenger RNA of Pseudophryne corroboree (corroboree frog), 3298 nucleotides long. It is a transcript of the gene PRKACB, whose product is annotated as protein kinase cAMP-activated catalytic subunit beta. Gene Ontology annotation, biological process: protein phosphorylation. Gene Ontology annotation, molecular function: protein serine/threonine kinase activity; ATP binding. The transcript is spliced from 10 exons. Gene Ontology annotation, cellular component: nucleus. The record is from RefSeq and is a predicted model, not a curated record. NCBI's taxonomy places the organism in Eukaryota, Metazoa, Chordata, Amphibia, Anura, Myobatrachidae. The coding region runs from base 194 to 1249 and encodes 351 amino acids.